Molecule: messenger RNA, 1726 nt
Organism: Pseudomyrmex gracilis
Lineage: Eukaryota; Metazoa; Arthropoda; Insecta; Hymenoptera; Formicidae
Product: probable methyltransferase-like protein 15 homolog
Exons: 2
Coding region: 394-1548 (384 amino acids)
Biological process (GO): rRNA base methylation
Molecular function (GO): rRNA (cytosine-N4-)-methyltransferase activity
Source: RefSeq, a predicted model, not a curated record
AGAUCUCUGCACGUCACUUAAAAUUAGGUCUGCGUAUCGUUAUGGCCGGUAAUUACAAAAAUUUUAUAAAAUUGUUGGAGUCUUGGCCACUGGACAAAUCUAAAGUUGGCAGUGAUUUGGGACAACACAUUCGUGAUCAGAUCAAGAUUGCUUUUGCAAAAGGUGAAGCAGCUCAACUGGAUCCAGAACUGUGCAAUCGAUAUUACGCAAGUUUGAAAAGAAUAUCGUCCGACUAUCAUGGGCAGAUUUACAAACGCUCUUUGCUGAGCACUGCAAGCGGAUUGAACAGGGAACAAUGUAACAUGGUGCUGACUCCAGAAAUGUUAGAGGUUCUUAAAGAGGAAGAUAAGAAUUUUGUUAGCAGAGUAUAUGGAAGGAUAAAAAGAUUUGUUAAUGAUGAUUAGAAUUAUGCUUAGAUGUGUUGUAAAUAAGUUUGUCAGGAAAAGAUGUUUUACGAACAAGACACAUACAUUAGUAUGUGCAAACGGUAACUUGAUAGGCUCAAUUAGAGAAUAUAGUCUAGAUAAUGAUGUCUCCUUUGGUAACAACAAUUCUUCUCAUGUGCCUGUUAUGGCACAGGAAGUAUUGUCUUACAUGGAGCCAUCAGCAGGCAAGACAUAUGUAGAUAUGACAUUUGGUUCUGGUGGGCACUCUAUUAGACUUUUAAAACAGUCAUCUGACAUAAAAAUAUUUGCGUUAGACAGAGAUCCAGUAGCUUACAACUAUGCGCAAGAAUUGUCAAAGAAAUAUCCGGAUAAAAUAAUUCCUUUGUUAGGUAGAUUUUCCGAGUUACCUCAAUUAUUGAAAGAACACAAUGUAAAGACAAAUAGUAUAGAUGGCUUUUUGUUUGAUUUCGGUUGCUCAUCAAUGCAAUUUGACGUGGCAGAGAGAGGGUUUUCGUUAUCAAAAGACGGGCCGUUAGAUAUGAGAAUGGACGGUUUUCGAUACCCGGAACAGCCUACCGCUGCUGAUGUUUUAGAAAGAUCGACGGAAGAGGAUUUGAUCCGCAUUAUAAAAACUUAUGGGCAAGAGAAGCGUGCCAAAAAAAUCGCGCGUGCUAUUGUCGAGGCGAGAUAUAUGUUUAGAAAGUUAGAAACGACAAAAGAACUGGCUCUGCUGAUCGAGUCCACUUUGGAUGGUGAAAUCAGAAGGGACAGUCUCGGUAGAUUUGCGCACUCUGCCACAAAAACGUUUCAAGCACUUAGGAUUUUUGUCAAUAACGAAUUAAAUGAAAUCAAUUACGGCGUACUUCUCGCGCAAAUGUAUCUGAAACUUCACGGCCGUUUGAUAACGAUCUCUUUUCACUCGCUCGAAGAUACCAUAAUCAAGAGACACAUCUCUGGUAACAUAAAAGAUAACAUGGCUAAUACUGUGGCUUUAAGAUACGCGAAUUACGCUAAAGUCUUUGAUAAAGAGGAAGUCGAAACGUUGGUGCAACCACCUUGGAAAAUGAUGCACAAACAUGUUUUGACGCCCACAGAUGAAGAAAUCGAGACAAACCCGAGAUCGCGAUCGGCAAAGUUUCGCGCUAUUGUCAAAGUAAAAUAAAUUAUCUCUCCUCCAAUGCGCAUAUGUGUUAUUUGAACAAUAAUUAAUAUUUUCUAUCACAAUGUGCGCACGAGUAAAUUAAGAUUUAUGUAAUUACGAUAUGCGUGUUUAUUUCAAAUGUGUUAUUCAUGCAUAUACUGUGUACAAAAAAUAAAUAAGAAUUUUGAGUAGAAAAAUA